Molecule: messenger RNA, 384 nt
Organism: Dicrocoelium dendriticum
Lineage: Eukaryota; Metazoa; Platyhelminthes; Trematoda; Plagiorchiida; Dicrocoeliidae
Source: the annotation of a GenBank genome assembly
AUGAUCAAAUUAUUCGAUCGAGAUUAUAGCGGCUGCAUCGAGUUUAAUGAAUUCACCAGUCUAUUCUCUUACAUAGAACAGUGGAAAACCUGCUUCCAGCGUUUUGAUCGGGAUAACUCAGGAGCUAUAGAUGCAUCUGAAUUUAAAUGCGCCCUUCAAACAUUCCGGUAUAACCUUUCAGACUCGUUCAUUCAGCAAAUGGUGCGACGUUUUGACCGUACUCGGACAGGACAAGUGGCGUUCGACGACUUUAUCCACGCCUGUGUGUGCUUACAAGUGAAACACGUGAUGAAACCUAGGCUUUCGAGUGUUUUACAGCUCGAGAGCCCGAUUUCACGUCCUACUGGUGAGCAUCUUUCGACGCUUUUUGCACCGCGGCAUUGA